Molecule: messenger RNA, 5081 nt
Organism: Haliotis rufescens (red abalone)
Lineage: Eukaryota; Metazoa; Mollusca; Gastropoda; Lepetellida; Haliotidae
Product: vesicle-associated membrane protein 4-like
Exons: 4
Coding region: 128-490 (120 amino acids)
Biological process (GO): vesicle-mediated transport; Golgi ribbon formation
Cellular component (GO): membrane
Source: RefSeq, a predicted model, not a curated record
CAUCCGUCAUCUGAUCAGAGAGGAGGAACUGAUAGUAGGUGUGGGCAGAUGAGGGUCGACAGCGUCUACUUUGUGAGAAGAAUUGGUAUCUGGACUUUGUAUACUCAUUAGAUCGAACCAUUACAACAUGACAGAGCGAGGUCCUGGAGGUCAUACAGACCAUCUGGAUCACUUGCAGAACGAUGUGAGCGAGGUGACCUCACUUCUUCGACAGAAUGUAGAGAAGGUGAUUGUCCGCGGAGACAAGAUAGAUGACCUCCAGGAGAGGUCAGAGGAUUUGGAGUCGGGCUCCAUCAACUUCAAGAAGACAUCGGUACGACUCAAGAAGAAAAUGUGUUGGCAGAACUGUAAGAUGAACUGUAUUAUUGCCUUCGUCGCUGCUGUCAUCGUCAUCAUCAUCGUCAUCAUCAUUGUUGUUGAAGUAAAACCUGGAGGCUCUGGAGGGGGAGGACAUCACAACAGCACACUCAACAAAUGCUUCAACUGCUAGCUUGACCUCAUGUGGAAGGAGGUGUAUGGAAGAGCUGAGACAAUAUCGUUACAUGCUGAACAUAGGGGUUUUGUGCAUUUCUUUCUCAAAACACUUUUUUCCCAGGUUUUUCAUUGGUAUUUAUGGAUGGCUGUGACACUUAGAGUUGUCUGAUGUUUCCUGAACAUUGAUACUUACAUAUAUACAUUAGCAAUGACAUAUUCUAAGAUAUAUUGAAUGGGAGCUGAGAAAUGUUUUUAACAAAUGUUAUAUUUGGGACAAUGGAGUUAACUGACUAUAAAAGUCCAGUUUCCACCCUGGCCAACCUAGGCUGGUAUUAUGGAGUCAUAUUUUGGCCGGACAAACGAGUCUAUGCAUAGUCCAAUCAAAAUCAUGUAACAAAAUCAAAAUUCGGUUUCGUAAACUUUUGUGCAGAUUUCGGUCGAUUGCAGGAUUUGCAAAGCAUGUGCACCGCCAACUCGGCGUUAACAGAUAUUUUCCAAAUCUUUUCAUUUUUUUAAUCAAUGUGCUCACAUGAUUUGUUGCACUUCACAAUGUAAGACCAAUUUUAUCACAAUAUAGAUCUUGAUUAUCGAUCAGAUCGUCUUGACUGGAAACUGCGAUUUUGUAUGAAGCAAAUGCAAGUUAUGCAAGGGGUAGAUAACACUUUUUUAAUGUUCUGUACUACGUAAUGGCAGUGUUGAGAUCACUUGGAUACAAUUGCUUCUGCAUGGCUUUUAGUUCAUUGUGUGGGUGUUCAGAGAAUUACACAAUUCGUAAUCAGCAUCACUCACAUAUUUGUAUACUCCCAAGGGAGCUGAGAAUGAAAAUCAAGUGCACACUGAUCCAUUGACAUGCACCGAGCAUAGAGAAGAUAUUACCUGCAUCUUUGUCACGCUGAUGUUAUUGUGAUACUUGUUUUGCUCGGGAAAUAAGAAAUUUAUGACAUGUUUGGUGUAAUCAAUCUUUAUCACACCCUUGUUGUUAUCGCUAUUUUUGUUACUGUGUACAUUUGUCUGUAGGUCGGGCGUUCGAUUCCCGGUUGUGUUGUACCAAAAAGAUGGUACUUGUUGUUACCCUGCCUGACCCUCAACAUUAAGGGGCUAAAAGAAGGACUGGUCGGCUCGGGGUCAGUGUACUGUGUCUGAGUGGGGUAUUCAUGUUAAACUGCGUCAUAGUAUCUUAGUUGGCUAGCACUAUAAGAUCAGCAUUUAUAGCCCGGACUAGUACAAGCAGUCACACACACCCACACACACACACUUGUGUGCACGUCACUUUAUAAUUGCAACAGUCUUCAAUGCGACAUUAAACCCCAUUUCACCUCACGUCACAUUUGUCUGUGCGUGACAGUGUAUGUUUUGUUAUAUCCAUCAUGUAAUCCUAUUUAAUGUUGUGGUUACAUAAUGUCAGGAAAGUGCAAUUCUGUGUCUUUGUGAUAGUCAUGUUGGUAGAUUCCUUCAGAUGUGUGUCUUUUGACACAAUGAAUACAUGGAGGUUAUCAUGCCUGUGUGUUUUGGAACAGCCAAUAUCUUGUGUUAGGAAUAUUUAGUGAGCCUUUUCCUAAUACAGGAUAUUUAACAUCCCAAAAUAAAACAAGAGGGCACGGUUGGCCCAGUCGUCUAAGGCGCCACGAUUUGCUGUGCAGAGUUGCGUGUCUUGGUCAUGCCAGAAACCUAUUAUUGUGGGUUGGAAUCCCAGCUGCCCUGUUUACGUUUCUUGGUUUGUCAGCACCAUACCUGUGCUCGUGGGUUUCACCGAAGUGGUACACGUCUGAGACCUGCAUCACUUUGGCCUUUCCUCCCACAUUAAGCUGACACGUAUGAUAUAACUGGAAUACUGUUAAAAGCUGUGUUAAACCCAACUCACUCACUCACACCAAAAUACACAAGCAUGGUAACCUCUUUGUCAUGUAAUAUCAUUCUUAGUUCUUUCGCAGAAAAAAGUUUUCUCAUCUCUCACAAACGGUACCUGAACAUUAAAAGUUUUUUUCUGGAAAGUGUGAAUUAAUAUGUUACUUCACAAGGCCAGUGAUAAAACUGUCUACUAAAUAACUUCCGAUUUGAACUGUCAUCAAUUAUCCAAGUAAUUUGUCAAGAUGGCCGAUGGUUUAUUCUUUCAUGAUUGCCAUUACACAAAGACAAGGGCAGGACAUUGUUUGUAAAUACUGAAAGUAGUACCUACCUGCCCCUUUCUAUUUGCAUAUUUAUCCAAAUGACCCCGAAAGUUACCAUUUCUACCCAUUGGCUUUGUCCGGAUGAAAGUACUACAUAUACAGUCCAACACGUUGUGUCACACAUGGGGUUGUCUGGAAGUAAAAGUUUGGACCCUCCCCGUUCCUUCUUUCAUCAUCAUUGUCAUUUGUUUCGAACCUCGGAUAACUCGAAGUAUUUACGUAGGGCCCUUCGACACAAUGGUGUUUGACUGUAAUAAGCAAUUUAUCUGAGAGUUUUGUGUAAGUUUUAAAUUUUGUUUAUUCUCAGUAGCUUUGUUAGUAUUAAGGUAGAUUCAUUUACGUUGAUUUGCGUUCAAAUAUUGUGCCUUGAUCAUUGGCUGAUUUUGUAAUGAAUACAUGUACCUUUUUAAUGCUUUUGUGACAUUCAUGUGCCAAAGUGACAUUCAUGUUUUUAUGUAGCAUUUGAAAAAAUAACCCAGCUGACUUUUUGUAAUUUGGGCAGUGAGGCCAGACAAUGUUUUGUUUUGAAGAUUUUUACCAUCAGAAAUUGGUGGGUGCGGCCUAGUUCCUACAUUGUGGAGGUGUCCUAGCUUACUUUUUCAAGAACUGAUAUCCAACAUUGGUCUGCUCCCUACCAGGGGUGUGUUCUGAAGCUAGUUUGUUUACUUUGUUCACGGGAUCACAUGUUUUUCUGUGUUUCUCAAACAAGUCGAUUCUUGUAACUUGUACAAUAUGGUACUAAGACAUCUUCCCGAGGCAAGGGAGGUAACUCACCAUAGAAGUCAAGUUUUCACCCUUGCUGAACUGAAUGUCUGAGUUACGGCAGGGCUAACGAGUCUGUGCAUAGCGCAAUCAAAACCGCGUAACAAAAUCGACAUCCAGUUCUUAAACUUGCAUGUAGAUUUAGGUCGAUUGCAGGAUUUGCAAAACUUGUACCGUCAACUUGGCAUUGACAGAUAUUUUCCAAAUCAGUUAAUGUUUUUAAUCAAGGUGGUCAAGUAAUUUGAUACACUCCACGAUGUAAGACCUGUUUUAUGACAUGAGUCUUGAUUAUCGAUCAUAUCGUCAUAACUUGGGGCCGCCAUUUUGUUUGAAGCAAAUGGAAGUAAUAUGAUAAGUGGAAUCUGAUUGGUCAAUAGGAGGGACAUAUAAGGGACAUAAUUCAAAACAGCCACUAGUGGCGCUACGAUGGAGCCACGAAAUUCCAGCCUAGUUCAGCAAGGUGGGAACUGGACUUUUGCAGUCAGAUAUCUCCCUUGCCUCAGGAAGAAAGGGAGCUCCUGACAAGAAGAUGAACAUAUCAUUCAUGUUUGCAGAAAUUCUGUUAUCUUCAUUGAUUGAGUUUUUACUGUACAGAUGACAUGGCCAAUUCAUCAAAUAUCAUGAAUAUGUCCCUUUCAGAGUCCUGGGACUAAUAACACACUGUGCCAAUAACUUUGAAGCCUUCUAGCCCUAACUUGCAUUUAGGUGUAAUUAUCCCCCGCCGCGCGAAAGCGCGAAGCGGGGGAUAUAGUAUUCACGACCGUCCGUACGUACGUCCGUACGUCCGUCCGUACGUCCCACCUGUUUGUUGCCGCGAUAUCUCAAGAACUAAACACUGGAUUGUCUUCAUAUUUGGAACUAUGGUGUAUAUACAGACUCCGCAGACACCAGUCGGUUUUGGUGACCUUGAUCCCAUUUUCAAGGUCACAGCAGGCAAAUCUGCUUUUGGAGUUGGAAAACGGUGUUGCCGCGAUACCUCAAGAACUAAACACUGGAUUGUCUUCAUAUUUGGAACUAUGGUGUACAGGCGGGGGAUAUUUCGUCACUCUGUGACAAAUACUUGUUUUCAGUAGGUUUUAGUCUUUGUACAUGGACUACUAUGGUCUUAUUUUACUAAACCUGAAGAAAUUUGACUAUUCUUGGGCUUCGGACUUGUAGCUGAGGUUGCAGACUGCAGAGUUCAUUUUUAUCAAAGAUGCAUGUGUUUGACCUGUGGCUGUGAUGAAAUAAACAUUCCAGUAACAAGACCCAGACUUAAAUUGUUGAUGUGCCACUCAACUGUAGAACAAGGGGAGAUAAUCAGGGCUGACUGAGGAACCUCAUUAUUGUAGGUUCAUGGACCCUCUGUCUGUAUGUGACCCAUUCCAAGGUCUGUCCAGUAGGAUCAAUUCUCUUAAAGAAAUACUGUGAAAGUUGUCUUCAAUACUGUUAUCAAUACACGUUUUGGGAAUAUUGAAAACGAAGUACUCUUCCUCUGUGAGCCCCCCCUCCCCAAUCUUGACCCUGGCACAAGUUUAGGUGCCCCACCUUCCCUCCUGAUUGCCAUCCCCCUUCGCCUGUGAUGAAGAUGGGUCUCCAUUGACUUUGGAUGUUUUCACUGUAACAAUGUCAGGUUAUGAUACAAUAAUAUUUUGAUACAAUUUUUACUGAUUGAAAUAAAACAAUAAUAUUUUUUAA